Molecule: messenger RNA, 807 nt
Organism: Pisolithus orientalis
Lineage: Eukaryota; Fungi; Basidiomycota; Agaricomycetes; Boletales; Pisolithaceae
Product: complex I intermediate-associated protein CIA30
Exons: 5
Coding region: 1-807 (268 amino acids)
Biological process (GO): mitochondrial respiratory chain complex I assembly; mitochondrial electron transport, NADH to ubiquinone
Cellular component (GO): mitochondrion
Source: RefSeq, a predicted model, not a curated record
AUGGCACUCUCGAAUUUAUCCGCCUACAUGAACAGAUCAACAAGAUACGUCCUGGACAAUACCGCCAAAAUUCUCCGCAUGGAAGGUGCCAAAGAGCCCUCUCGUGCACCGAUGACGCUCUUCACCUUCCAAACCCGCGAGGACCUGAAACAGUUCGCGACGGGCUGUGACGCCGAUAUUGGAGGUACCUCGACAUUGCACUUUGACCUGGAUGAAAGCCCGGAGCGGAAUAAGGGCAUAUCCGGGCAUCUCGCUACGGCACGGUUCUGGGGCGAAAUGCGACUUGAUGUACGGCCAGAGCUACGGGGGAGGAUACGAGGUGGCUACGCAGGAUUCCGGUCCAAGUCACGACCCUCGCUAUUCGGAGAGAUAUGCGAUGACGUGUCGAAUCACCAAUUUCUCGGGCUGCGCUUGCGACUUGGAGGCGAUCCCCGUCUUCGGAACUCCUACUUCGUGAAUAUCCAGACGGACGGACCGGUCACAACGGAUUUAUGGCAACACCGACUCUAUUUCAAACGGAGCGACGGGGGAUGGGAGGACAUUUUUAUUCCAUUCGACAACUUUAUACUCACAAAUACUGGUGAGUUGGUACAACAUCAGAUAACCAUGUUCCGAGAACGUAUCCGGACGGUUGGGAUAUCGCUAUUGGGAGGAAACAGUGGUGUAUCGGGAGCAUACGACCUCGGCAUCCACUCCAUACGUGCCGUCAACGAGGAAGACGUGACGAAGCCCCCUUGUGAGGAGCAAGAAGACGAGACUAGUAACGUGUACAACGAUGGACGGCAAGAAAAGCGCCUGAAGGAAUGA